AUGAAUGCUCCCAUCACCGCCCCUCGUCCGGGUGUCAGUCAUCCAGCCACCGCGGCCAUUGCCAAGGAGGCAAAGCACUACAUCGCCCAUCGACCUCCUUAUCCGGAGUCCAUGUGGGAGCUCUGGACCAACUACCACCAAGGCCCCCUGACAAGCGCCCACGACAUUGGCGCUGGCAGCGGCAACGGCGCCGAGGGCCUGUUGACGCACACAUCAUCCCCCCCUCUGAAGCAUGUUGUCCUGACGGAGCCGCAAGAGGUCAACAUCAAGGACUGCGUUACCCGCUUCCACAACCGCUUCCCUGACACAAGCUUCGCGUACCGCAACUGCCGCGGGGAAGACCCCUGGAGCCCUCCCGCCGGUCUGGACCAUGUCGACUUCGUCAUGGCCUGCGAGUCGCUCCACUGGACCACCCUGGAGCCGACCCUUGACAACAUUGCGAACAGCCUGAGAGAGGACGGGACCUUUGCAGCGGUCCUUUACGGGCCCUUCCCCGCCAUCACCAACAGCGCACCCGCCAACGCGGCGUUCAAAGCCUUCCUCGCGGACCACGCGGCUCGGCUACUGAGGCAAGAUUGGAUGAAUGGGAACUGGAAGCGCGCGGCCCGUCAGAUGUUUCACGGCAUGGAGUGCGUGGCCCUGCGCGACGAGGCGUGGAAGGACGUGAAGCGCAUCGCGGUCAACUGCCGCAACGGGUGGUACGCAAAGGACUACGAGCCGCUCGAGGGGACCGCGGACCCGGUCGGCCACCUGGGGACGUGUGAGCGCAUAGCCGUCGACGACAGCAAGGACUGGCAGAUCUCGGCCCCGGUGGAGUGGCUGAAGCAGUCUCUCCAGUCGAUGCGCUUUGGCUUCUCGGAGGAAUCGUGGGCGUCGCCACACUGGCAGGCCAUCGAGCACGAGAUGGGUGACGGCGCUUUGGAACUCGAGUGGCAAGUUCAAAUGAUUUUGGCCCGAAGACGGGGGUCCGGAUGA
Molecule: messenger RNA, 975 nt
Organism: Colletotrichum higginsianum IMI 349063
Lineage: Eukaryota; Fungi; Ascomycota; Sordariomycetes; Glomerellales; Glomerellaceae
Product: Yhr209w-like protein
Exons: 1
Coding region: 1-975 (324 amino acids)
Molecular function (GO): S-adenosylmethionine-dependent methyltransferase activity
Source: RefSeq, a predicted model, not a curated record